This is a messenger RNA of Arachis duranensis, 1498 nucleotides long. RefSeq lists its product as uncharacterized. The record is from RefSeq and is a predicted model, not a curated record. Lineage: Eukaryota; Viridiplantae; Streptophyta; Magnoliopsida; Fabales; Fabaceae. Bases 305 to 901 code for a protein of 198 amino acids. The transcript is spliced from 6 exons.
UAUACAAUAACCACCUUAAAAUCCUUCUUUUUAAGCAUUCUAGUUCUCUGAAUUUGAGAGACUCAUUGCCAUCAAUUCAAACGCGGCAGCAACGGACGACGGUGCCUCCUCUCCGGUGACGGAACCCGGCAACAAGUAACUUCCCUGUUGCUUGAUCUUCUUGGUUUUUAUGACUCCGACUCCAGUGAGUUGAGCGAGUGCCUUGUAUGUGUUUGACAAAAUGCCCGACUCGUAAAAUAUUCAUUUGAGGCUCUUGGAUGCUGUAUUACUGGUUGUUUCAAAUUGAACAUAUUGUUGAAUCACAAUGGAAGGUGUGGUGAAGAAGUUUCAGGGGAAGUUCCUUAAAGUUAAGGAACAACUAAAUCGAUGGGAUGAUCUUCAGUCUUGCUUGAUUUCACAAUUUAGGAGUGCUUCCAGUAUUAUUGAUAGGUUGCAGGUGCUUCAGAAUCCUAGCAGUUAUGGUUGUCUAAGUUGUAACUGCAAUGUAAGAGAUGCUCUCUUCGCAAAUCAGAUGAAAUCUUUGGAUAACAUUUUGGUUUCCAUGAGGAGUACUUUGGAAGAGUUUCGUAAUAUUGUUUUGUUUCUUGAGAAAACACAUCAUGACAGUAGACAACUGGUGAAAGGUAGUUCUACUCGCUCAAACAUGAAGCAUCUGCAGCAGCAAAUUGGUGUUAAGCCUACUCUUAUGGAUUGCUUAGAUGGUUUGUUGUUUCUACAUGACGUCUAUCAUUCCGAGUAUUUGUUGAAGUCUUCAAUAAUCUCAACACUAUCAGCAAAUGCUUUAAAAAAGCCCAGUUCCGGUGAUCUUGUUGCCAUACAACAACUCUUGGUUGAUCAACCUAAUCUCCUUAUUGAGGAAGUUCAACGUGUAUUUGAUAUCAUAUUUGCUGAAGAACUAUGAUGAUGAUAUUGAUUUUGUGCCUUGAGCUUUUGUACUUAAAUGGAAGCUGUUGAUUCUACAAGCAUGACGAGAGCAACAUAUGAGUUAAAAGAGAGGAAAAACAAUCUAAAACCAGAAAAUUGGUAUAAGUAAAAAAAUAGGAUUCAAUUAUGAAUUGCGUCAUGUGCGACAAUGCGAGUUUCGAAAACUUUUCUCAUUUUACUAAUUUUAGAAAAGAUUGACUCUUAAGGGGGUGGCAUUUGACUCUCUAUUAUAAUUUAUGGGUGGUAUUGAAUUCAAUUUCAAUUAAACUGCAUCGAAUUUAUUGAACAACAAAAAUCAAGAGUAUUAUAUGGGCAAUAUGGUGAAGAGAACACGCUAUCAAGCAGAAAAGCAGCCUCGGGAAUUGCACAUUUUUGGUCACUACAAUAAAUUGGCUUUGCUGGUGGUUUGGUUGGAUAAGACGGUGAAGAUUACUAUGACGUCUUUGACUUUUUGCUUUUUGUUUUUUUCUUUUCCAUUUGUCCUCUACUAUCCCGUUUUUCCGUCAAUUUUCUUUUUUAUUCGGUACAUUAUUUUCUUUUUUCAAAUAAUUAAAAGGUUGUGUUACUUGUAUUA